AUGUGUUGUUCUCCACAAUCAUUCCUGUUACGCGAUUUGCCAUUAUGCAAGCGUGACCGCGCCGCAUCCGCAACGCAGCCGCGCCGUAACCGCACACAACCACAGUGCGAUCGUAUCCAACAAUCUCGACGAUUCAUUUCAGGUGCAACACACUGUCCGAGCGGCGUUACGUCCUCGGAAAAGAUGCUUGACAUUAUGACAACAUUAUUCUCUAAUUUUGCCAAAUAUGGAAAUCCUAAUGAUGACCCAUCUGCCUCAAGUAAUGGUAAAAUAUGGGAGCCUUAUGAUUGCAAACAACCUUUUCGCCAUCUCCGUAUCAAUCUACCAUAG
Messenger RNA from Strongylus vulgaris, 330 nucleotides. The record is from the annotation of a GenBank genome assembly. NCBI's taxonomy places the organism in Eukaryota, Metazoa, Nematoda, Chromadorea, Rhabditida, Strongylidae.